AUGGAAGAUUCCAACUUUGUGGAAGGCACUCCUGUAGAGCGUCGAAAAAGGAGGCACUGGACGCCGAAGUGGUGCGAGCUUAAUACUUGUAAAGCCGAUGGAAGUGCAAAAAGGAGGAAGCUUGAUGACGGUGCAAAUUCUUCAACCUCUCACGCGUCUGACAACAAUACUGGUGGAGCUGAUCAAGCAGCCACUCGGCCCCUGGGUGUUAAGGCAUCUAAGGGGCAUGGUAAGCAAAAGACUAAGGCAGAGGCGAAGUCGGCGUCUGAGUUUCAUAGCAUGUGGAGCAUCAAGAAGGAGGAUAUGGCCAUGAAGGAGAGGCUGUCGAAGAUGAAGCUGUUGGAUAGUCUUAUUGCAAAACCAGAACCGUUGCAUGAGUAUGAAGAAGCGCUGAAGAAGAAGCUUAUUUAUGACUUGUUGUCUUAA
Molecule: messenger RNA, 426 nt
Organism: Brassica oleracea var. oleracea
Lineage: Eukaryota; Viridiplantae; Streptophyta; Magnoliopsida; Brassicales; Brassicaceae
Exons: 2
Coding region: 1-426 (141 amino acids)
Source: RefSeq, a predicted model, not a curated record